Messenger RNA from Electrophorus electricus (electric eel), 3411 nucleotides. Lineage: Eukaryota; Metazoa; Chordata; Actinopteri; Gymnotiformes; Gymnotidae. The record is from RefSeq and is a predicted model, not a curated record.
GGGAGAGAGAGCAGCUGUGAUGGGAGGGUCAAACUGUGUAUGUGAGUGUGACUGGUGUGUCUGUCAGCUCUAACCGCUGGACACCCACCCAUCUGAGGUCCUUCCAGACGGAUUCCGUAACCCUGUGCAUCAGCAGACGGUGGGGCCUCCGGAUCACGGUGGGGGUCAGUCAGUCUGGAAGCCCCCCACAGAUGCAGCUCAUAAGAUCCGAUAAUCCUUGAGAGGAGAGGCGGGAUCUUGGACGAGGGGUUGAGAUGGAGAACCUGACCACAGAGGUGAGCGAGGGCGUGCACAUCACGUGUAACGCAUCCGGCCGACACGACUUCAUCUUCACGUUUGUGCCCGUCAUCUACGCCUGCAACUUCCUGGUGGGCGUGGUGGGCAACAGCAUCGUGGUGGCCGUCAUCUUCCGCUUUAUGAAGCUGAAGACGGUGGCCAGCGUGCUCGUGCUCAACCUGGCUGUGUCAGAUCUGACCUUCCUGUUCACUUUGCCUUUGUGGGCCACGUUCACGGCCACGGGCUACCACUGGCCGUUCGGCAGCUUCCUGUGCAAGGCCAGCGGCGGCCUGGCCGUCUUCAACUUCUAUGCCAGCAUCUUCUUCCUCACGGCGCUGAGCGUGGACCGCUACCUGGCCGUGGUCCACCCCGUGGGCUCCAGGCGCCACCGCACGCCCCUGUGUGCCCGCGUGUCCUGUGCGCUGGUGUGGGUGGCGGCCCUGCUGCUCAGCGCGCCCGCCGCCCUCAACCGCGAUGCGCACCAGGUGAAGGGCGGCGCCAACACUCUGUGCGGCGUGCUGCACGGCGGGCAGAGGCGCCACGUGCUGGUGACCUUCGCCGUGCUGAAGAGCGUGCUCGGCUUCCUCGCACCCUUCCUCAUCAUCGUCACCUGCUACUGCCGGAUGGGCCGCGCCCUACUCGGAGCCCGGGGCGUGCCCAGGAAGAGCACCCGCGCACGGGGGGACGAGACGCUACGCAUGCUGGCCGCCGCCGUGCUGGCUUUCUUUGUGUGCUGGGCCCCUCACCAGGUGGUGUACUCCAUGGACCUCCUGGCCAUGCUGGAGGUGGUGACAGACUGCCGCACACUUGACAUCAUCGACACCGCCAUGCCCUUCAGCAUAUGCCUGGCAUACUUCAACAGCUGCGUCAACCCCGUCCUCUACGGCUUCGUGGGACGCAACUUCCGGAAGAACGUCCAGCGACUGCUACGAUGCGGCCCGGUGUCAGGCAGGCUUCACCCCCACACCAGCAGCAGGACCAACACUCUCUCUCAGCGAGCCUCCAAGCUCCUGCAUCUGCCCAGCAGUAAGAAGAACUCCGAGCGUCGUACCAACCCACUGGAAGAGCCAAAGACCUUGCAGAUUUAAACCAGUGAGAUGGGUUUUGUUUUGGUUUUUUUCUGAUUUUUAUUUAUUGGGGUCUUUUGGAAAGGAUGUAGUUAAGAUUGUUGUUGUUGUUGUGGUUGUUCUUGUUCUUUGCGCACUGAGUCCAUUAUCCAAAAAAACAAAAUGUCAUUUCAAACAGGACAUGCAGUGUCUGCCAUGUGCCGCAAACCAUGGGACUACACAGAAUUGCAGGACUACAAAGAACUGCGGGACUACACAGAACUGUGGGACCACACAGAACUCCUUUGGAUGAAGCUGUACAUGUGCUAUUUCUGAUGUAGAUUCAUGCACUUACAGUCAAACAUUAGUCUUGCUGUACCUUCUCUUAUCAACAUUAGCACUAACAAAACGUGCUUGGCUAGCUUGUUUGCUAAAGGCCACUUUUAGCCAGCCAAUGAGAAAGGCAAUGUUUCUGCUACUUUCACACUUUAUCCCACAGAAACAGCAAGAGCAUUUUUCUCAGUUCGUGAACAGGAGCAUGACAGCUGAUACACACCUUCCCAAACUUUGAUCUCUUGUGAUCGGCUUCAAAGAGUUCAGCACCAGUGUGAAUGAGCCGUUGAAUUCAUGACUGUCCAGAAUUAUCUCUGAAUUUAGACCCAGUGUGUCCCUCAGAGCACAGCACAUGUGUCACAGUGAUCCUGUAGAUCACCUGGUGUAGCUAGGACAGCAAUGUGUCUGCAAACCCCACAGAACUGUCAUACUGAUAAAUACGUUGAUCUGGAUAAGAGUGCCUACCAAACGAUGUAAAAAUGAAUUAUUAUGACAAAAGCAUUUAUGGAAGUUGUGGUUAAAUCAUUCCUGUUCCUCCCUUAAACAUGACUUAAUGAAAUCAUUAUGUGUUUUAGAACUGGAUGUAGCUGACUGAUCCACCAGAAGAGAUUUAUACGAAUAGACCCAAAAGUCAUUCCCAGGUCGAGAGAUGUUUAGCUAUGUAUAGAUACAUUGAACAUAGAGGGCAGUGGGACACAUUGGCACCUUCAUACAGAUGACCUUGACACUCAGAAUGUCCGCCAUAGGUCAGAGAUGUCCUCGCAAAAACACACAUGCUUUCAAGACUCUGUUUACCUGACAUUUAGCUUCCUUAGAGGCUAACGCACUUAAAAAGACAGCGACAGGAAUUACAAACAUGAUAGCAGUGUAGUGGAUAUAGCAUAAAGGUUGGUAAUCUGGAUAUAGCAUAAAGGCUGGUAACCUGGAUAUAGCAUAAAGGCUGGUAAUCCGGAUAAAGCAUAAAGGCUGGUAAUCCGGAUAUAACAUAAAGGCUGGUAAUCCGGAUAUAGCAUAAAGGCUGGUAAUCCAGAUAUAGCAUAAAGGUUGGUAAUCUGGGUAUAACAUAAAGGCUGGUAAUCCGGAUAUAGCAUAAAGGCUGGUAAUCCAGAUAUAGCAUAAAGGCUGGUAACCCGGAUAUAGCAUAAAGGCUGGUAAUCCGGAUAUAGCAUAAAGGCUGGUAAUCCGGAUAUAGCAUAAAGGCUGGUAAUCCGGAUAUAUCAUAAAGGCAGGUAGUGUCUUCUCUGAAGGCUUAAAGUAGAUUCUAGAUAUUUAAUGUUCAUAGAAACAGUGUAAUAUUUGUGAUAAUAUGCCAUAACAGUGGUCUGUAAUAAUUUAUAUCUCUGUUGUAGUAAUUCAUAUGGGUUAUUCUGCAGUUGGAGUUCCUGAACAACUUGUUCAAGAAAAUUUGUUGUACACCUUUGUUUUUUAAAAGGCUACGUAAACAAAAAUAUAGCAUUUGUAUUUUGACUUUUGGAACGAACAGUUCUCCUAACAUGGUUGCUAUUUUUAAGAAAUGUCAGAACUAAUAUAUUUUGUGCAGGUUUGUAAAGCAUUCUUAAUGCUUGUUGAGCCCAACAAUACCUCUGAGAAAUAAAUGUGGGAAAAUUCAUGCACAUUUUAUAUGUAUUUGAAUAGAGACAAAUAAAUGAAGUCUCUAUAAAUGGAUGUUUUAUUAUGCGGGUGGAGAGAUCUGAUGUUGUCCUGUUGUAUUGUUAUUUAAUAAACGUGGAAAACUCUCAUCAAGUCACAACCAGAA